UACGCUCGUGGGCGCGGGUGUGAGCGGAAGUGACGCCAUCGCGUUUGUUUCGGAAGCGAAAACGGCGUCAGAUUUAAACGGACUACAUUUUCCAAUUUCAGUGGACAUUAGCAGGACACUGGGCUCAUGUCUGAGAGCCGGCAGACGCAGCGAGGUGACGAGCGAGCACGUGACAGGGCGAGACGCAGGGACAGUGGACAGAGUAAAGCGUCUCUGCGUGCGUCUCACCCUCGCACCGUGAGCCGCGCCGCUCAGGGGGAUCUGCAGGAGAUCAGCAGGCCGAGAGAGGUGAUUGGUCAGCUGCAGACUGAAGGGCGGGGCGUUGACAAAGAGGAGGAGCUGAGAUGGAGGAUCAACCAGCUGGAGAAGGACAAGCUCGAGCUCAGCUCCAAGUACAAUCAGGAGGUGUCGGGUUACGAGGCUCAGCUCACUCGCUGUCGUGCUCUGCUGGAGAAAGGAGAAGCUCAGAGACAGACACUCGAGUACGAACUCGCUGUGAUGAAAAGAGACACAGCUGCUCAGAAAAGUCUCUCUGAGGACAAGAUGGCCGGCCUGAUCACACACAACCAGCAGCUGGAGGGCCUCAAUGCGGAGCUGCGUCAGAGGGCCUCUGAUCUACAGAGAGCUUUGGAGAUCACGCAGCAAGCUCGGUAUGAUGAUGAGAAGAGCCUCCAGGCAGAGCUGCGUGAGAGGGACCAUCUGAUUCACAGCAUUAGCACAGAGAGAGAGCUGCUGCAGGAGGAGAACAGACGCCUGGACUCACUGCUGCAGGAGCAGAAAGACACACUGCAGGAGCUGAAGGGCAGGAUGGACAGUGUGCAGAGAGACAGAGAGCGAGACGCUGAGAAGCUCAAAGUGAGGACGGCUGAGCUGAAGAAGAGUAUGGAGAGUGAGGAGAUGAUGAAGAAGGAGGUGGAGACAGCCGUACAGAGAGUAAAGGCUCUGGAGGAGUGUGUGGAGUCAGAGAGAGCUGCUCACCUGGAGUUCAAGGUCAGCGCUGAGGUCAUUCAGCUGCGGCUCAGGGAUGUGGAAGCGGCUCUGUCAGUAGAGAAGAGGAAUCAGGCUGAGGCUGCGUCCAGUCUGGAGCUGCUCAAACACAGAUCUGGAGAAGUGGAGAGAGCACACACACGCGAGAGAGCGCGCGCUGACAACACACAACACACACUGACACUAGUGGAGCAGGAGUACCGGAACACUAAAGCCGACCUGAUUGGCCAGCUGGAGAAAGCCAAGGCCGCCUCGGCUGAUCUGAUUGGUCAGUUGGAGCGGGAGAAGGCGGAGUCAGCUAAGCUGAUUGGUCAGUUGGAGCGGAAGAAGGCGGAGUCAGCUAAGCUGAUUGGUCAGUUGGAGCGGGAGAAGGCGGAGUCAGCUAAACUGAUUGGUCAGUUGGAGUGGGAGAAGGCGGAGUCAGUUAAGCUGAUUGGUCAGUUGGAGCGGGAGAAGGCGGAGUCAGCUAAACUGAUUGGUCAGUUGGAGUGGGAGAAGGCGGAGUCAGCUAAGCUGUCAGUCAAACUGCAGGAACAGGAGAGAGUGCAAACGGAGAGAGGGCAAGAACUCAACCUGGUUCAGAAAAGGCUGGUGUUUGUGGAGGAAGCAUAUGAAGGUCUUCUCAAAGAAAUGGAGCAGCUGUUACACCAUCACCACCACCACCAGGGGGCACCACCCAUCACCGGAGAUAAACAGAGCCCGUCUGCUCUGAUGGAUAUCUUGAGAAGAGUGUUACAUCGCUAUCACACAGAGCUGAAGGACUUGGUGAAGGUGGUCGAAGCGCUGGACAAAGAGAAUAAAGACAAAGACGAGAUCAUCACUGACCAGAAGAGACGCAUACAGGAGUGUGAGGCUCGGUGUGUGUGUGCGAGUGAGGAGGCGGAGCGUCUGCGCGUGUGUGUUGCAGACGCUGCAGGCGCAGCAGGGCGAGCACAGACGGAACUGCAGAGCAUCACACACCGCUGGGAGGAGGAGAGAGAGCGACACACACACACCAAAACACGCAUACACACACUCACACAGGAGCAUGAGAAGGAGCAGCAGGAGAAGCUGGCCUUCCUGCACUCUCUGUAUCAGCGGCUCCUCACUGGCUGUGUGUUGGUAGCCCCGCCCCAGAGCAUGAUGAGUAGCUUCUCGUGGGCGGAGCUUAGUGUCAUGCUCCAGGAGCAAGCAGACACGCUGACCUCUGACCUCAACUCGGCCAAUCAGAGGAUUGCGUGUUUGGAGAGUGUGUGUGAGGGGAAGGAGGCGGCGCUGACGAGUGUGUGUGAGCAGCUGAAGCGGAGAGAGGAGAGCUGGAUCAAACAGAGAGAGGAGCUGGACACACACCACACACACACAAUCAACAAACUACACACCAGAGCUCAGGAUCUGAGGAGUCGUUUGGAUCACACUGAAGAGAGUCUCCGUGUUUCGGAGCGCUCUCACUCCGCCCUCCAACAGGAAGUGACCCGGCUUCAGGAGCUGGUGCGUGUGUGUCGCCGUGACGACGCGUCCCUCCUGGCAGCGUGCGCCAUGUUGGCAGGGUGUGUGUGCACGCUGCACGGCCGUGUGCGUUCGCUGGUGCGUCAGAAAACCCUACUGCAGCAAAGAGUGUGUGACGCGGAAUCUCUCAGACAGGAAGUGAGCGCUCUGCUGCACGCGCUCGGUGACCCCGGGGUCAAAGGUCAGGGCGGGGUCAGAGGGGGCGUGUGGAAGUUCAGAGUGCACGUGAUCGCUGUGAUGGCCGCCCUGCGUCUCCGCACUCUGUGCAGGAACACACACACGCUGCUCAGAGCGGGUGCAGGAGUGUGUGUGAGCGAGCUGAGGCUGAGCAACACACACACUGAGGAAGAGGAGAACGAGAGGGUGAGGAAGAUGCUCACAUCCUCACAGCUGUGUGUGAUCUUACACACCUGCAUGCAGGAGGUGCAGACAGAGCUGCAGAGAACAGAGCGCAGUGUGUGUGUCUUAGAGGCCGCUCGCUCCAGCUUCACUAAGCUGAUGGAGAAACUGCUGCCUGAGUCAGAGUCAGGUCGUCAUGGUGAUGUGGGGUCGUUGGCACGGCAACUGGGUCACGGAUUGUACAACCUCCGCAAAACGCACCAAGUACCACUGAGACAUGACACCAACGAGGUCAUGCUGUCUGCCCUACAGCAGCACUUCCUGGUGUUUACUCAGCGUUUACACUCCGCUGAGGUGGAGAGGAGAGACCUGAGGAUCGAACUGUCACGCCUCAAACGCAGAAACACACACACACACAACGGGACGAAAGACAACACACACACUCGCAGUGAGACGAAGGACAACACACACACAUCGUGUGUGCCGGUGCAGCAGUUCCGCAGUGUGUGUGAGGAGUUGAGCUCGGCUCUGCGCAGGGAACAGCAAGCGCAGACUCUCCUGCAUGAACAGGCCACACAGCUGCAGGAGCUCGGCGUUACCAUGGAGACACACACCUCAGAACAGCUGGAAAAAGAUCACACACUCGCUCAGGCUGUACAGAGUCUGUCUGAUGCGAAGUUGGAGCUUAAGAGGAAAGACCAAUCUCUGCGGUUGCUAGGGAAACGGCUAAGCCAAUCACAGCAAGAGAAACAGGAGCUACAGCAGAGCAUCAACAGAGCGGAAAACACACUGCGCAUGGCAGCUAGGAGUAAAGAGUGUUUAUCGAGCUACAUCAUGUCAGUGGAGUGCAGACUGAGAGAGUUAAAGGAGCGACUCCUCCUUUCUCACUCCAUGUCCUCACGAGACGAUUUCACCCUGCACUUACCCAUAAUGCACCAGGACACACAGGUCCUAGAGCUGGGCAGUGAAGGAGCGGAGAUGAAGGCGUGUCAGUCUCUGGUGCGCAGUUUCACAGACGUGUAUGAGUUAGUGUGUGGUAAGACGGCGUGUCUGGAGAGAGAGAUCUCCUCAUAUCAGUCGCACAUCACCGCUCUGAAAGCCGAGCUACACGACGCCUGCGUACGAGAGAACCAGUGCUACCUGAUCGGAUGCACUGACGCGCUGGCUCCUGUUUCUGAAGCAGAGGGGAAUUGUGGGAUACCGGCUGUCUCACACACUGGUGUCGCAGAGAAAGAUGUCCCCGGAAACAUGCACACACUCCAAAAUAAGUCCACUGUUCCACUGAAGAAGAGCAGAAGUGUGAAAAAAUCCUCCAAAAAUGUCAAAAGUGCCUCAAAACCAUCAACAUAAAAGUCCCUCUCUGUUACACACUGAAAUGCAUUUUGUACUAAAUUCUACUUUUUUGUAGAUUUUGCCUUUUAGAAAAUAAGAGCAAUUGUUUUAUAGCCAUCUGUCACUGCUGCUAAUUACUGCAGAAAUAAACAAUAUUAAACACCGAAGACUCUGUAAAACACGCAAAUAUAAAUAUACAGAGUUUAUCA
Pangasianodon hypophthalmus (striped catfish) is the source of this 4352-nucleotide messenger RNA. Its product is annotated as coiled-coil domain-containing protein 171. Bases 127 to 4161 code for a protein of 1344 amino acids. The record is from RefSeq and is a predicted model, not a curated record. The transcript is spliced from 24 exons. NCBI's taxonomy places the organism in Eukaryota, Metazoa, Chordata, Actinopteri, Siluriformes, Pangasiidae.